AUGUCAAAACGCCCAGCAGAUUCGUCUCCUUGUCCCAGCAGCAAAAAAGUGAAACGCGUAUGUAAGUUUCAAGACAAGUGGACGACUGAGUUUGAUUGCAUAUCCAGAAGCAAAAAGGGUAGCGAAUUCGUGUUGUGCAAAACAUGUGACAUGGACUUUUCCAUCAGCAGUGGUGGUCGCAAUGAUAUCACCAGACACCUGUCGUCCAAGACGCAUACGUCUAACAGAAGUUCAUCAGCCAGUACACCUCUCAUCCGGGAUGCCUUCAAGCCAACCAUCACCGACCCGGUCGCGAAGGCGGAAGUGUAUUUUGCAUCUUUCGUUGCAGAACAUCACCUUCCCUUCACAAUUGCAGACCAUUUCACGGACUUAGUUAAAGUGAUGUUCCCUGAUAGUGACAUAGCGCGGAAGUUUAGGUGCAAGAGAACUAAAACGGCUAACAUUAUCACGAAGGCUUUAGCGCCUGUCGCACAGAAACGUGUAGAUGCUCUGUGUAGGGAGAACAAGUUCAGUAUCAUGAUGGACGAGUCUAACGACCAAGGUGACAAGAAGUGCGUAGCUAUUCUCGUCCGAGUGUAUGACUCGUCCGUUAUCAAAGUGACCACUUGUUUCCUGGCUAUGCCGGUAUGCAACAUCGGUACAGGAGAGAACCUCUUCUCCUGCCUGAAUGAGGUGUUCCUUCAGCGGAACAUUCCAUGGAGGAACGUUAUUGGGUACAGCUCCGACAACGCACCGGUCAUGAUCGGUAAAUCGAACUCUGUGCUCUCUCGCGUUCGAGAGAAGAACCCGGAUGUUGUAAACGUAGGGUGUGUGUGCCACAUCAUGAGCACGUGUACACAGUACGGGGUAAAGAAGUUGGGUGUGCCGGUUGAGGAGGUGCUGCAGGACGUGUUCACUCACUUCCAACACAGUUCCAAGCGACGGCAGAUUCUUCAAGAAUUCCGGGACUUCACGAACACGGACAACUACAAGCUCGUUCGUCACUGCAGCACCAGAUGGCUUUCAUUGCAGUCGUGCGUAGAGAGGUUUCUUCAGCAGUGGCCCGCGCUGACAGCUUACUUCCAGAGCCAUGAUGACGCUGAGAAACGUGGCAGCAGGGUGGCUGGCAUCGCCCAGAACCUUCAAGAUCCACUACUGGCUCUGAGCUUCCGGUUCCUUUCGUUCAUCUUGGUUCCGUUGAAUACGUUCAACACCCAGUUUCAGAACGGCGAUUCCAUGGUGGGCUACCUCCACGGAGAGAUUUUACGCGUCAUACGCACGUUCAUGGGGAAGUUCGUCAAGACGUCAGUCAUAAACAGCGCAAGUGACGUGACGAAAGUCGACUUCAGCUGCCGCGAGAACCAACAUGACGACGAUCUCCUGGCAGUCGGCAUGGAAGCUCGUACCUACCUGGCCGAGAAUGAGGAUGUCCACCCAGAACUUCGAGCGAAGUUUUUCAGGAACGUUCGUGACUUCUAUGAGGAAAUGACCAGUAAGAUGAUAGGCAAAUUCCCAUUGACAGAUUCCAUCUUGCAGUCACUCUCCUUCCUUCGUCCUGAGAAGAGGGAGACGGUUUCUUCGGAAACAGUUGUCAAGCUGUCUUGUCGACUCGGCGUUGAACAUCCCGACGUAAUCCAGGAAGAAUUCAUCGACUUCCAGCUACUGUCACCGUCAGCCUUGCCGCCACAUGAGAUGGGGAUGACAUUGGAUCCUUUCUGGGCGGGAAUAGGGGAAAUGAAAACUCCACUGCAGAAACCACGCUUCCCCCAGUUGUUUCAGUUGGCCGUCGCUGCGAUGACGCUGCCACACUCCAACGCCGACCCGGAGCGUUGUUUUAGUGUUUUGAAGAAAAUUCAGCGGGAUGACAGAGAGAACUUAUCCAUGACAUCGAUCGAAGCUCUGUUGAGUUUAAAGUUCAACGAAAAGACAGCGUGCUUCGACACUAAGAUCACGAGUGAAAUGUGUGUAGCAGCGAAACAAGUGUGUAACUAAUGUGUGACUGUCCGGAUUAUAAGUUGACGAUCUACCGGUACUGUUUUGUUGUAUUUGUUUUAUUGUGAUUGGUUGUAUGUAUUGUGAAUUGAUUUGAGUUGACGAUCUAACGGUACUGUAUUGUUGUAUUUUGUAUUAUAUAAAUGUUAUAAAUGAA
Molecule: messenger RNA, 2128 nt
Organism: Dreissena polymorpha
Lineage: Eukaryota; Metazoa; Mollusca; Bivalvia; Myida; Dreissenidae
Exons: 3
Coding region: 1-1971 (656 amino acids)
Molecular function (GO): protein dimerization activity
Source: RefSeq, a predicted model, not a curated record